Engraulis encrasicolus (European anchovy) is the source of this 856-nucleotide messenger RNA. RefSeq lists its product as uncharacterized. The annotation marks the transcript as partial. NCBI's taxonomy places the organism in Eukaryota, Metazoa, Chordata, Actinopteri, Clupeiformes, Engraulidae. The transcript has 3 exons. The record is from RefSeq and is a predicted model, not a curated record.
AUGGAGGCUAACAGAGAUCAGAGACAGAGACAGAGAGUGAGAGUGAGAGUGAGAGUUAGAGUGCGUGGUGGAGGGUUGCGAGGUGCAAGGGUUAGAGGUGGAAGAUUUGGAGCUGGAGUUGGAUUUGGAGUGGGGCCAGUUGGAGUUGGAAAUGGAGGUGGACGUGGAGUGGGGCCAGUUGGAGGUGGAGGUGGUAGAGGAAGGGCUGCACGGGGACGAAGACGUGUCCGUGGUGGAGGACGAGGUCGAAAUCCUCAGGUUUCGGAUGAAAUUCGAGCAACAAUUAUUGACCAUGUGGUGAACCAUGGCCUGUCCCUCAGGGAGGCUGGGGAAAGAGUCCAGCCUGUGGUCAAUAGGAACACAGUGGCCUCAAUAGUUCACACUUUUCAGCUGGAAAACAGAAUCGAAAGGCUGCCGUGCACUGGAGGAAGACCGAAAGUAUUUAAUGCUGAGCAGGAGGCGGCAAUUGUCAAUAUGGUUAUAGCGAACAACGCUAUCAGACUCCGUGACAUCAGGCGAGCUGUGAUUGAUGAUGAUGAUGAUGGCAUAUUCAGUAAUAUCACAGUCAGUCUUACAACCAUUGACCGUGUGCUGAAGAGGAACCAUGUUGCUAUGAAGGAGCUGUACAGAGUUCCUUUUCAAAGGAACUCAGAAGCAGUUAAGGAAGCUAGGUUCCUUUAUGUAGAGAGAAUCAUGGAGCUUGAGGGCGAGGCACACCACCAGUUUGUUUUUGUGGACGAAGCUGGCUUCAACCUGUGCAAGGUUAGACGGCGUGGGAGGAACCUAAUUGGGCACAGAGCCACAAUUUCUGUGCCUGGUCAGAGGGGUGCUAACAUUACUAUGUGUUCAGCCAUAU